Penaeus chinensis is the source of this 3566-nucleotide messenger RNA. RefSeq names its product nucleolar transcription factor 1-like. The transcript is spliced from 16 exons. Lineage: Eukaryota; Metazoa; Arthropoda; Malacostraca; Decapoda; Penaeidae. The record is from RefSeq and is a predicted model, not a curated record. Bases 401 to 2797 code for a protein of 798 amino acids.
UAUCCGAACGCGUCGAAGCGAGGGCUUCUUUCCCCAACGCGCCAUCCUCGUGUCAUCGAAAUCCGUUUUUCUUCGCUUUAGAGAAAGACAGCGUCUCGCCUGAUAUAUUACGUGACGUAACUUGUUGCGUUUGUUGAGUCCGGCGGGCCUCGUGCGGCGGAAGAGGCAGCACGGGAUGUAACGGUUCCUCGGCCGCGGCGCAGGGGAGGCGGCGAGGCGGCCACGCGCUCGCUCGCCGACGCGCAGAGCCAGCUGCUCCGAGCCCGGCGCCGAGCAGCGAGCCACGCGGUCGCAGUGCGUCUGGAGCAGAGGCCCCGAUUCCUCUCUCGGGAGAAAAGACCUCGGAGUAUCCAGAGUUAUAUAAAUACUAGAUUCACGGAAGCCAACAAAAGUCUUCUAAAUGGGGAAGAAGUCAAAACCUUCUGUGGCUCCUAUGAUGGAGAUUUUAAAUGAAAAUAAGAAAAAGAAAAAGAAGAAGCAUACUAGUGAACCAGAAGAAGUGCCAGUUGAACCAGUAAUCCAAGAGAAAUCUAAAAAAAAGAAGAAAUUAGAUAAUAAUCUCAACAUAGAAAACUCUCCUGUCAAGGAAGAUGCGCCAUUAGAGACUGAAGAAUCAGGAGCUGAAAUGCCGGCUGUCAAAAAGAAGAAGAAGAAGAAGCACAAAAAGGAAGGACAUGAUGAUAGCCUGAAUGAUAGUGAGAAUAUGACAGAUUUUCAGAAGUCUCCCAAGAAACGGACAUCAUCUUCUGAGGUAAAAUCUCCACCUAAGAAAAUGAAGAAAGACAAGAGUAAGGCUGCUGUUGAUGAAGAGGAGGAGGAAAAGGAGCCAAUUAACAGUAAUGAAGCAGCACUUGACCUGUGGACGACUGAGGAGAAGUUGAUGCUGAUUUCAAAAAUGCAGGAAAAGCUGCAGCCAAACGACAAAAUCAGUUACAGAAGAAGAAUUGCUGGUUCAAAAUGGAACUGGAAUGAUUUAACCUUUGGAAACAAGACUGCCAAAGAGUGUGAAGAACAGUUCCUUGAGAUUAUUGACAGCAUUAAUAAAAUCAAAACACUGGAACAGAUAUUGACCGAAGCAGAGCAACUGACCAGAUCAGGAGGGUUACGAAAGAAGAAUCUGAAUGCAUUCCAGUAUUUCAUGAGGGAAAACACCCAGACACUGAAGACAGGUGGCAAAAAUGAAAACCUGCGUGGUAGAGAAUUGUUCUCGGUUCUGAUUAACAACUGGUACAGUUUAGAUGAAAGUGAAAAGGGAAGAUACAAAACCUUGGCAAAAGAAGAAGCAAGUUCCAAGGAAGGUCAUCCAGUAUCAUCUCCUAGACUGCCAUUUGAGAUAUAUUAUAGCAUUGAAAGUGAAAAGAUUGGAUCGAAGAACAAGCAGCUGAAAGCCGAGUUGAGGACCAAAUAUAAUGCAUUAAAGAAGAAAACCAAGUUGAAGUACAUAGAGGAGUCCUUCAAGGAAUUCCAUAAAUAUAAGAUAGAGGUAGCUGAAUAUCUAAAAAUAAACCCAUCAUAUAAGACAGUGAAGAAGUUUCCCAAUAAAGAAGAAGCUGAGCUCUUUUUGAUAAACCACUUGAAGAUGCCCAGAGAGCCCCCAUACCAACCGUCAACUGCCUAUUAUCAUCAGCUCAUGGAGGAAGGGAAGCUUGAUGACCUGCCUGGCAAGGAAAGGCUGAUUACUGCAACACGACAGUUCGCUAAUCUCCCAUUAGCAGAACAAACAGCUAUCACAGAGCAGACAAAGCAGAGGUAUGAAGAAUACCGUGAGCAGGUGGCUCAGUGGAAAGAACAGCAAGAUGAACAUAUAAUGGAUAUAGUUAAUCGUUACUUCCCGGAAACCACCAAGAAAGCAAAGAAAGAAAAAACCCCGAAAGUUAAAACUAGCAUGAAUAAAUUUGAAAAUGUGCAAGUCACUGCCAUGAACGCUCCCAAAUUCAGUGAAUUACCCAAGAAGCCUCCUCGAACUGGAUUUUUGUUGUUCAGUGCUAAAUUUGAACACAAAAUGAAGGGCAAAUUUUCAGAUGUGAAAGAGAGGAAAGAAAGCUGUAAGGAUUACUGGAAUAAAUUACCUGAGGAACACAAACAGAUUUACAGGAAUCGGUCUAGGGAGUUGCAGGAAGAAUAUAAGAGCAAUUUGUUGGAGUUUGUAGAAAAUCUGGAAGAGGCUGAACGUGUCAUGUACUUGGGACAUUACCGCAAACAAGUCAGAGCCUACUUCUGUCGUGAUAUAUUUGAGGAGAAAUACCCUAAUAAAGUAUAUCCAGUAUAUAUUUCAAGCCCAAAGAAAAAAGUCAAAAGCACAGUAAAUGGUGUGACAGUAAAAGACGAAGCAAUAGAUUCGGAUGAAGAUGAGCUGCCUGUUGCCAAGAAUAAAACAAAAGGCAAGAAAGUAGAACAAGAAAUCCAAAAUGCUUUAAGCAGUUCGUCAGAUGAUUCUUCUGAUCAAGAGGAAGAAGAAGAAAGUAAUAAUGAGAUGAAAGAAACUUGGCAUCAACCCCAGAUGAAAAGACAAGAGGCUUCGGACUCAAGUGAAUCCAGCUCAGAUGAAGAAGUUGCCACUAUGCAAAGAAAAACCAUCAAAUCUCCAAAACAGAGGCAACAGCAGAGUAACCAUUCUGAGGUUCGUGCAAGUCCACCAAAGAGACAGACACCAGCUAAAGGAAACACCAGAUCAAAUUCGAGUGAAGACAGCAGCUCAGAUGAAAGUGACAUUAUAAAACCAAGCUGGAGGACUCCUACACAGAAACCUUCAAUUCAGAGAGAUGAGAGUUCAGAAGAUUUUGAUUCGGAUGAUUAAAAAAGGGAAGAAACGUUGGUGCAGAAAGCAUGGAGUCAGGUGUAGUACACAAGAUGUGAUAAGACAAGUUCAUAAAUGAGCAUUUAGUUGUAAACUUUUUUUUCUUCCUUUUUCCCCUUUUAUUAGAUGAAGAAAAAAUGCUAGAAUGACAAAUUAAAUUACUCCUUAGUUGUAACACUUUUUUUCUCCAGUAUAUCCAAAGCUCUUUUAUAAAAUCAUCAUUACAGUUUUAUAAUGAAAUCACUUUUGAUACAAGUACUUCAGUUAUGUUUGUGAAUGUGGAGUUCUUUGUAAUUUUUUUAAUGAUUUUUAUAAUUCAUUAUUAUUAUUAUUGUUAUCAAUAGAAGUAAGAGUUGGUAUUAGUUUCAUAACUGAGCACAUUUGUUCUUACAUUUGUGUUUUGAAUAAUAUUUUUUAUUGUUUUGUUUAUUUCAAACAGUAUGCAAAAAAUACAACAUUAAUAUGUUACUGUCCUUGUCAUAUGAUGAAGUUUAGUUUGUUUUUAAAUAUUAAGAAAUAAUUGAUUUCCAGUUUUUUGAUAUCUGUUUGUUCAUUUGUAAACAUUAAAAAUAUUGAUUUCCAUUUUAUAUUUAGUUGUGAGUUUACCUCAAUCCUUUUUAUAUACAUUAUUAUUUAGUGUAUAUGUAUUCAAUGAUUGAAAGCUUUAAAAUCAUUGAAAUCCAUUUUUGUCUACAUUGUAAAAAUGCCAUUUUUUUGGACAUUUGUAAGAGAAAUUGUAAGUUUGUUAAGAAAUAAAAAGUUUUUUCUU